Messenger RNA from Necator americanus (New World hookworm), 1545 nucleotides. RefSeq lists its product as uncharacterized. Gene Ontology annotation, molecular function: palmitoyltransferase activity. The transcript has 7 exons. NCBI's taxonomy places the organism in Eukaryota, Metazoa, Nematoda, Chromadorea, Rhabditida, Ancylostomatidae. The record is from RefSeq and is a predicted model, not a curated record. The coding region runs from base 1 to 1545 and encodes 514 amino acids. Gene Ontology annotation, cellular component: endoplasmic reticulum. Gene Ontology annotation, biological process: protein palmitoylation.
AUGGGCACGUCCAGCAGAGCACAACGUGCCACAUUCUCCUAUCCGGCUCUUCCAGAACUUAAGCUAAUUCUCACUCUAGCGUCUUUUACUCUGGUUUAUGGCAUCUACUGUGUGUAUCAGGCCAGCAAAAAUUUCGUCUGGACUAUCGGCGAUUAUGGCGUUCUUAGUUCACUUCCGCUGAUAGGACCAGUAAUGAAAGAUCACACGAGCUGGGAAUGGACACACUGGUCCCCAUUUGCAUGGAGUUAUUUGCCAGUAUUUAUGGCGCACACCGUUUUUUUCAACGUUGGGACCAGUUUAAUGGCUGAAACACCGUUUACCAUCAUCUAUACGUUAUGCAGUAUAGCAGCAUGUGUCUACUAUUUCUCACCACUUCUGGUGGGGAUUUCUUUAGCACAGGGCACAGUGAUGUUCAUAGCUUCCCAUUUCUUUAGGAGGAAGACUACGGUCUGGAUAUCGUCACUGCCUCUACUCUACUACAUGAUGCACGAGACUGCAAGAUUCUCCGCCAAUCCCUUCCUUAUAUACACUUUUGUCUCAUACAGUAUGCUCAGCUACGUUUCAUACUGUAUGGAUACGAUUAAUGGAGUCGGUCGCAAACAGGAUGACACUUUGCCGAAACGAUAUCUACGGAUGAUGUUCUACACAUUCUAUCAGCCCUAUCUUUUCUCGCUUAUAACCCUUUACGCCGAUUUUGAGCGACAAAUAGCGGCAAGGAACACAAAACCGAGAGAUUGGAAGCACUGUGCAUUUUUCGCUGCAAGAAUUGCUUUGUGGUGGACCGUUAUGGAGGUGGCGCUGCAUUUUUUCUACUAUGAUGCGAUUCUCAGAAAUAUUCAUUACGCCAGCAUUCUCCCGAAGAAUCAGCUAUUCUCGAUUGCAUUGGCAAUAGGUAUAUUUUUCCACAUGAAGUACGUGGUUAUCUUCGGAGUGCCAAGCAUUUUUGCGAAAUUGGAUAACAUGGAACCGCAACCAGGACCUAUCUGUAUUUCUCGUGUCAUGCUAUUUUCGAAGGUAUGGAGAGAAUUCGAUCGUGGACUUUACCAAUUUUUCAAGACCUAUAUUUUUGUUCCAAUUUGUGAACCUACGUUCUCGCUUCCAAGAAAAGUUACUGGAGUACUGGUUUCCUAUUCAUUCGUACUAUUAUGGCACGGAUUCUACCAUCACAACAUCGUGUGGAUAGUUCUCAACAUAAUUUCUCUGAUAUUGGAAAUGAGCGCAAAAUCGCUGUAUGCAAUUGAUGGAUUCCGUAUCUGGAGAGAAAAAACUAUCAGCGACGUAAAUUUCCGUCGAAUAAUGGGUCCGCUGUACAUAGUGCCUUUCGCUUUUGGCCUAUAUUCAAACAUCUAUUUCUUGGGAGGAUCAGAUACGGGCGCCUUAUUUGUGCGAAGGUUCUGGGAUGAGGAGACUGUCCCUUUGAGAUGGCCGUUUUUCCUGCUCAUCUUCCUCGGUUAUAUCAACUCGCAACUUUGCAUGGAAGUGGAAAGACGACUGGAAUUACAAAAGAAACACGAAGGCGAAGAAGCUGCCCGCAAAAACAAAUAA